AUAUGGCCGGGCGGAGAACGACAAUAAUUUCCACUUCGACUUCGACCCGUGGGCGCCGAAUCUGCGCAGGUACCCAGAGGUGGCGGACGAGCCCGUCUACGAGACGGAGCUGCGGGCCGGAGAUCUGCUCUACAUCCCAGGCGGAAGCCCACACGCCGUCAUAAACCUGGAGGACAACCUUGGAGUCUCCAUGAACUUCUUGGACCUCAAGACGCUGCCCUCCUUCGCGAAGAACUGCGGGCCGGGCUCUCCGCUCUGCGGCAUCAUCUCCGGGAAGGGCGACCGGGUGAUCGAGGAGCUCGAGGCAGAUCUCAAAGCCAUGGCGGUGGUGGACUCCGCAAGCCGCCCGGCGCCCGAGUUCCUGAAGCGGAUGGCACAGGCGAACCAGAACAUCAUCUGUACAGCGAGGGGCGACGACGUGCGCAAGGUGGACGUUGCCCACCUGCUGAGCCGCGGGCUGAGGAUACCGAUCUUCCAGCGGCGCUACUGCUGGGCGGGCGACAACUGGAGGACGCUGCUCGACGACGCGCGCCUGGUCGCCUCGGGCCGCAAGGACCCUGGACGGGGCGCUCCGCACGGUGCUCGUACCAGCGCCGUCCGCACGGUGGUGUGGAGCCCCACGCGAGGACCUCCUGCGCCGAAUGCUCACUGGGGGCAGUACGCGUAG
Messenger RNA from Prorocentrum cordatum, 667 nucleotides. The record is from the annotation of a GenBank genome assembly. Lineage: Eukaryota; Dinophyceae; Prorocentrales; Prorocentraceae.